Messenger RNA from Episyrphus balteatus (marmalade hoverfly), 668 nucleotides. Its product is annotated as ribonuclease kappa. The coding region runs from base 169 to 456 and encodes 95 amino acids. Gene Ontology annotation, molecular function: RNA endonuclease activity. The transcript has 3 exons. The record is from RefSeq and is a predicted model, not a curated record. Lineage: Eukaryota; Metazoa; Arthropoda; Insecta; Diptera; Syrphidae.
UAUAUUUUUUUCCCCAACAUUCAAGCUGUCACAUGAUUUUCACCUGACUGACAUUUUUUCUUCUUCCGAAUAAAAAAGUUAAUUUUCCAACGGGAAGAGUGUGAUUAAUAAAUUUAAUUUAUUUGCUUUUUUUCGCAAUCUGUUGGAGUAUCUAUUAAUCCAUUCAAAAUGAAAAUCUGUGGUCCAAAAUUGUCCCUUUGCGGUCUUAUUAUUUCUGUGUGGGGAAUCAUUCAAUUGACACUGAUGGGAUUGUUCUUCUACAUUCAUAGUGUGGCUCUAAUCGAAGAUUUGCCCUUGGAGGAAAAGUAUGAUAACAUCGAUGACUUCUACUCGGCUGCAAAUGCUGCCUACAAUCAGAACGCCUACAACUGUUGGAUUGCAGCUUGCAUCUACGUGCUGACGUUGCUAUUGUCCGCCCAACAAUUCUACGCGAACAGUCGAGUGACUGCCAACUAAGCGAAGCGAAGGCGGAAAACAUCAAAAAUGCCCUUAUUUUUGCUUAAAUUAAUUUAAUUUUUGUUUUUUUCUUUUUUUUUAUUCGUUCCUCUCUUUGAUUGUCGAUGCUUUCAUUCGUAUGUGUUAUACCCUCUUAAUUCAUAAGAAAAAAAUAAUUUGCAAAAUAUCAAACUGAAAAUAUAUGUAUAUUAAAUAAAUAAGAAAUAAUUGUU